Molecule: messenger RNA, 1161 nt
Organism: Cyphellophora attinorum
Lineage: Eukaryota; Fungi; Ascomycota; Eurotiomycetes; Chaetothyriales; Cyphellophoraceae
Product: putative endoplasmic reticulum membrane protein
Exons: 2
Coding region: 1-1161 (386 amino acids)
Cellular component (GO): endoplasmic reticulum
Source: RefSeq, a predicted model, not a curated record
AUGAAGCUGACGUCGCUGCUGGCGUCUGGAGCGGGGCUCGUCGCCUCCGCGGCAGCUCAAGGCGGCUACAUCUACACAAUCGACCAGUCCGUCAUAUCAUCAUCGACAGCAACUAUCGACUCAGAUACCGCAAGCUCCAUCAUAGCCCGGAGACGAGGCCUAACGGCAGGCCGCUCGAUAGGCACCACCGAUGAGGUCGUAAUUGACACACUCAAGAACUACGGCGGCUGGCAGCAGCCCCUCUUCGGAGAGAAAGAUGAAGAAGCACCCGGCAAAUUGUUCAUCAGGAUAUCUGGCUUCGAUGGCGCCGUCACUGACCUCACGAGUGCCAUGCCAGAUCUAUGGAUCGAAGAGCCGACACAAGAUCUCAAGACGGACUUCAAAGCGAAUGUCGACCGUAAGGACGGUAUCUGCGAGUACUACGUGCCAACCGGCAGCUCGAACAAGGAUAUCGAGGUUGUCUUCUCAUAUCCCACUGAAGGCGACCUGGGCUGCCUCUCCGCCUCCGAGAUCCCUCAGCUUCCAAUCACCCUCGCUAUUCAGUCGGUCCUUCCCACCGCUGCCUCCUCUAUCCCCUCCACCAUGAUGCCCCUCAAGCGCAUCCUCGCCCACCUCCUGGCGACCCAAGGCGUCGAGUCGACCGUCCUAUUGCUCCCCUCCAAACUCGCAAAGACCGCGACUCACGCCCAUGCGCACGCUCGUCGCGCAGAAGAAACGCCCUUCACUCUGCACCCCACCGAAUCAUCCUCACCACCUCAACUCCUCGCAUCCAACUCAUCAGACGGAAACUUCACCCACCACCCCCUCCCCCGCGUCAUACCCGCCUGCUUCACCUCCCAGGCCCAAUGCACCAACACCACCAACGCCUGCUCCGGCCAUGGCUCCUGCUACGAGGCCCGCAACAAGUGCUUCAAAUGCCGGUGCACACGAACCUACAUCAAGAAGGGCGAUAAGGACGGCGCUGGCCAGAAGUCGAUUGCUUGGGGUGGCGGCGCAUGUGAGAAAAAGGACAUCAGUACCCCGUUCUUGCUGUUUGCAAGUUUCGGGAUCGUCAUGACGGGACUAGUGUUCGGCGCAAUUGGGAUGCUGUACAGCAUGGGCGAGACCAAGCUGCCUAGUGUGCUAGGGGCCGGCGUUGCUGGACCUACGGCGAGGAAGUGA